Molecule: messenger RNA, 1233 nt
Organism: Nylanderia fulva
Lineage: Eukaryota; Metazoa; Arthropoda; Insecta; Hymenoptera; Formicidae
Source: RefSeq, a predicted model, not a curated record
UGCAGAUUCUUCCUCAAGUUCUUUCUCAAGUGUAACCAAAACUGCCUCAAGAACGCUGGCAAUCCACGCGACAUGAGACGCUUUCAGGUGGUCAUUUCUACACAAGUGGGAGUAGAGGGACCAUUACUAGCGGUCUCGGACAACAUGUUCGUUCACAACAACAGCAAGCACGGACGCAGAGCGAAACGUUUGGAUCCCAGUGAUCCCGGCGAAUAUAAUAGUUUAUAUCCGCCGAUACCUCUUCAAACGCCAUGCAUAAAAGCGAUAUCACCUAAUGAAGGUUGGACGUCGGGUGGAUCUACUGUCAUAAUCAUCGGUGAAAUUUUCGAUGGAUUGCAAGUAGUUUUCGGGUCGAUGCUAGUUUGGAGCGAGUUUAUCACUGCACAUGCAAUUAAGGUGCAGGCACCGGCACGGCAGAUACCCGGCGUUGUUGACGUCACGUUACAUUACAAAAGCAAACAAUUUUGUAAAGGAGCGCCCGGUAGAUUUGUUUAUGUUUCUGUAAACGAACCCACGAUCGACUACGGCUUCCAAAGGUUACAGAAACUCGUUCCGCGGCAUCCGGGUGACCCCGAGAAGCUUCCCAAGGAAAUAGUAUUGAAACGGGCGGCGGAUCUAGCAGAAGCCAUUUAUAGUAUGCCCAAGGGCGGAAACAUGGGGAUCACGGGGGCACCCAGAAGUCCCGGUUCGGUACACGCUCCUGCACCUCCUACAUCCAGCUCGGCAACCUUUAAUUCGUAUACAGGGCAACUCGCGGUGACGGUACAGGAAAACGGUAGCGCGGCGAAAUGGACAGACGACGGUAGUUCCGUGACGACAGGAGCUGCCGCCGAUGGAGGAGGUGGCGGCGGCGGCGGCGGUGGCAGCGGUAGCAGCGUCGGGGCCAAUGUUGGGAGCACCGAUGCCUACAGACAGAGCAGCAGUGCCAGUCCACGUGGCGUCGUAACCGGCGGUGGUUAUUGCGGUAGUUCGGCCAGCACACCACACAGUCACAGUACCAAUGGAAGUUACUCCGUCGCCAAUCCGUACACCGGCAGCCCGACUCUCUACACGUCGCGACUAGGAGAAGUGGUUGGAUCACCUUUCAACAUGAAUCCGUUUAUGUUGCCCACAUGCAACCAGGGAUAUUCAGCCGCUGCCAGUCCGCUGCUUUCGUCAAACGGCAAAUAGUGUUACGAGAUGUAAACUCCAACGAAAAUGUUAUAAACGAUGGCAAUCUUCGCAAAAACAUUG